AUGGAAAACGGAGUUUUGCCUGAAUUGACCGGUGUCAACGAGUACAAUGCGGCCGAGAUCUUCGGAUGGCAACCACCAAGGGCAUCAGAAGAGCAUGCCGCCGACGUUGUUGGACACGGCUCCUUCAGCCAGGGCUUCGUCGUCAGUGACGAUCAGGCGGCGGCUGAUUUUGAUAAGAUUGCGGAAGAGCGACGGGCUGCCAGAAAGGAGGCGUUGUUGGCAAAAACUAUGCAACGCCGGGAGCAGAUUCCACAGCAGGUGGAGAAGCUGGAGAACAAGUUUGCUGAGAAGCGAGCGCAAGAGGAAGCAAAACGUGAAAUGGCCGAGCAAAGAAAAAUGGAGAAGGAGCUGCAUCGUCAACGUCUUUUGGACGACUACAAAAGACGAAAAUUGGAAAAAGAGCUCGGCUCUGAUGGAUCACAAUCUGCUCGUCCUGCUUCAGCCCGUGGCCAUUCUCAACCACCUUUCAUCCGGACGAAAAGCCAGAUGUCCGAAUCGAUGGAUGCUGGGCGGGCAAAUCCGAGGAUGGUACGCGGGAAGAGUAAUGUCGAUGGGGAGGGAAGGAUUUUUGUACCGUCGACUGCUGAGCCAACGUUGAAACUGUUCGCCAAGGCUUCACCAAAGUCGAAUCGAUCACUCGUCACGAAUGCACUGCAAUACAGCGUUUUUCCGGGAGCCGUAUGUGAUAAUGACCGGAAUAAGGUGCUCGGUGAGAUGGGCAAAUCCGAUUCCAAACACUUCCUCUUCCUAUUCCGCGAUCAGAAAUGCCAAUUUCGAGGGUUGUACUCUUGGGAUCAGGUGGCAAACACCGUUCACAAGAUUACCGGAACCGGGCCAAAGGUGUGCAACACCAGCAUGAUGAAGCUGAUGUUCAAAUACGAUUCCGGCGCCAAGAGCUUCUCCCAGGUUCCAACGCGAACCCUCGGAACAACAAUCGAUGGAUUUUCCAUCCAAGACCAAUUCUGGACAAAACCCAAGAUCCCCCAUUCCGGAAACGCCACCCACCGCGAUAAU
Molecule: messenger RNA, 1014 nt
Organism: Mesorhabditis spiculigera
Lineage: Eukaryota; Metazoa; Nematoda; Chromadorea; Rhabditida; Rhabditidae
Source: the annotation of a GenBank genome assembly